Sus scrofa (pig) is the source of this 8377-nucleotide messenger RNA. RefSeq names its product slingshot protein phosphatase 1 (gene SSH1). The record is from RefSeq and is a predicted model, not a curated record. NCBI's taxonomy places the organism in Eukaryota, Metazoa, Chordata, Mammalia, Artiodactyla, Suidae. Gene Ontology annotation, biological process: protein dephosphorylation; negative regulation of actin filament polymerization. Gene Ontology annotation, molecular function: actin binding; phosphatase activity.
GGCCCGGCUCGGCCCGGCCGCCCGCGCACGGCUCCUGGAGAGCCCCGGGCCCGGCCCGGGCGGCGGCGGCGGCUGUAGCCCGAGGCCUCGGCGGUGCCCUAACGCCGCGCCGCAGCCAUGGCCCUGGUGACCCUGCAGCGUUCGCCCACGCCCAGCGCCGCCUCCUCCUCCGCCAGCAACAGCGAGUUGGAGGCUGGCAGUGAUGAGGAUCGCAAGUUAAACCUCAGCGUAAGUGAGAGCUUUUUCAUGGUGAAAGGAGCAGCCCUCUUCUUACAACAGGGAAGCAGCCCUCAAGGCCAGCGAAGUCUCCAGCAUCCCCACAAGCAUGCAGGGGACUUGCCUCAACAUCUUCAAGUAAUGAUCAACCUUCUGCGUUGUGAAGAUAGAAUCAAGCUGGCUGUGCGCUUGGAGAGUGCCUGGGCGGAGCGGGUCCGCUACAUGGUGGUGGUGGACAGCAGCGGGCGCCAGGACACCGAGGAGAGCAUCCUGCUGGGAGUCGACUUCUCCAGUAAGGAGAGUAAAAGCUGUACCAUCGGGAUGGUUCUCCGACUGUGGAGCGACACAAAAAUCCACCUGGAUGGAGACGGUGGAUUCAGCGUCAGCACAGCAGGAAGGAUGCAUGUCUUCAAGCCCGUGUCUGUCCAGGCCAUGUGGUCUGCCCUGCAGGUCCUCCACAAGGCCUGCGAAGUGGCUCGAAGGCACAACUACUUCCCCGGGGGUGUAGCGCUCAUCUGGGCCACCUACUAUGAGAGCUGCAUCGGCUCUGAGCAGAGCUGCAUCAAUGAGUGGAACGCCAUGCAAGACCUGGAAUCCACACGGCCCGACUCUCCCGCCCUGUUUGUGGACAAGCCAACCGAAGGGGAGAGGACUGAGCGUCUCAUUAAAGCCAAACUCCGCAGCAUCAUGAUGAGUCAGGACCUGGAGAAUGUGACAUCCAAAGAAAUCCGUAAUGAAUUAGAGAAACAGAUGAACUGUAACUUGAAAGAAUUCAAGGAAUUCAUCGACAACGAGAUGCUGCUUAUCUUGGGGCAGAUGGACAAGCCCUCCCUCAUCUUCGACCAUCUUUAUCUCGGCUCUGAAUGGAAUGCAUCCAAUCUGGAGGAACUGCAGGGCUCAGGUGUUGACUACAUUUUAAAUGUCACUAGAGAAAUCGAUAACUUUUUCCCUGGCUUAUUUGCAUAUCAUAACAUCCGAGUCUAUGACGAAGAGACUACAGACCUCCUCGCCCACUGGAACGAGGCGUACCAUUUUAUAAACAAAGCAAAGAGGAACCAUUCCAAGUGCCUGGUCCAUUGCAAAAUGGGUGUCAGUCGCUCGGCAUCCACGGUCAUAGCGUAUGCCAUGAAGGAAUUUGGCUGGCCCCUGGAGAAAGCAUACAACUACGUGAAGCAGAAACGCAGCAUCACGCGUCCCAAUGCGGGCUUUAUGAAGCAGCUGUCUGAGUAUGAAGGCAUCUUGGACGCCAGCAAACAACGGCACAACAAGCUGUGGCGGCAGCAGACGGACAGCUGCCUCCAGCAGCCUGUGGAUGACCCUGCGGCGCCUGAGGACUUCCUGCCAGAGACCCUUGACAGCACCCCGGAAGCCCAGCCACCCUGUUUGGAUGAUGCCGCCCAGCCUGGGUUCCCAGGCAGCAGGGCCCCAGGGGACCCUGCUCUCCCCUGCUGUUUCCGGCGACUCUCAGACCCCCUCCUGUCCUCCCCCAGUGAUGAGAGCGGUGGCUUGGUCCAACUGGAGGACCUGGAGAGGGAGGCUCUGCUGGAGGAAGCCACUCAGCCUGCGGAGGCGUACAAGCCAGCCCGACAUCCCCAGGAAGGCCCUGGACUCUGUGAGAAGGACGGAAAGAAGAAGCUAGAGUUCAGGAGUCCCAGAGCAUGGGGCAGCUCAUCGUCACCACAGGUGGAGGACAUGGAAAGGGAGGAGGCGCCGCUGCCGCUGCCGGGAGCAGGGAGGUGGGGGCGGCCCACAACCCAGCUCGAUAACCUGCUCGACCGGGAAAACCUCAAUAACAACAACAGCAAGAGGAGUUGUCCUGACGACUUCGAGCAUGACGCUAUCUUUGGGAUCCUUAACAAAGUGAAGCCUUCCUACAAGUCCUGCGCCGAAUGCAUGUACCCUCCAGCCAGCGGGCCUCCUGAGGCCCCCGGGGAGCGAGGCAAGAACCCCAGCACUCCUGCCAUCUGCAUCCAGCCCACCUUCCUGCCCCACCUCGGGUCUCCCCCCAUGGCCCACUUGUCUAGCAGGUCCCGAGCUUCGGAGAAAAUGGCCUCUGGCCCAACCGAAGCACCCCCAUUCCCGCCACCAGGAGGCUCAAGGAGGCCAGACAGUGGGGGUUCUGGGGCAGGUGCUGCCCCAGAGCUGCCAGCCAGCCUUUUGGAACCUUCCAGAGAGACUCAUAAAGUCCUACCAAAGUCCCUCCUCUUGAAGAAUUCUCACUGUGAUAAGAACCCUCCCACCAUGGAAGUAGCAAAGGAGGAAUCGCCACCCAAGAAAGAUCUAAAGCCAGCCAAGGACCUGCGGCUCCUGUUCAGCAAAGAAUCUGAGAAACCGACCACCAACAGCUACUUGAUGCAGCACCAGGAAUCCAUCAUCCAGCUGCAGAAGGCGGGCUUGGUCCGCAAGCACACCAAAGAACUGGAAAGGCUGAAGGGCAUGCCCACCGACCCUGGGUCCCCCUGCAGGGACGGUCCCGCCGGCAGGCUGGAGGCCAGCAUUCCCGAGGAGAACCAGGACCUGGCUCCUGGGGACGACGACGAGAGGCCCGAGGCCAGCCCCCCUCCGUCGGAGGGAGCUCUGCUAAAGAGCCCCCCGCCUUUCCUCGGCCGCCCGGACCACACCAGUCACUUCUCAAAAGACUUUCUGAAGACCAUCUGCUACACCCCCACCUCAUCCUCCAUGAGCUCUAACCUGACCCGGAGCUCCAGCAGCGACAGCAUCCACAGCGUCCGAGAGCCUGGGCUGGUGAAGCAGCGCACACAGGAGAUCGAGACCCGGCUCCGGCUGGCGGGCCUCACCGUCUCGUCCCCGCUCAAGCGCUCACACUCCCUCGCCAAGCUCGGGAGCCUCAACCUCUCCACGGACGACCUGUCUAGUGAGGCCAACGUGUCCACCGUCGCUGACUCCCAGGAUGCCAAGCUGAGCGAGUCUUCCUUCUUGCAGGAGCCCCAGGCUGCCCCCAGGGACCCUGCUGUCACCUCGAAACCAUCAGGGAAAUCUGUCCCGGAAAACUUGAAAAACCCUUUGUGGAUGAACAGAAGCUGACCCGCCUUUUGCUGCGUUCAGACUUGUGAUCCUUCCCUUAGUUUCACUGUGGAUUUUGGUCCACUGUUUCCAUCUUAAUUUCCCUUCAACAAUUGGCAUGAUCCUCACUUUUCCUCCCCUCUUGCUAAAAAGGGGAGAAGAAGACACAAAAAUAACUUUAACACACAGCACAAGGGAGAAAAGGGAGUAUCAGUCAUGUGGCCUGGGAGACCCAGCAGCUGUCGGCCAGUAGACUCUGACCCUGCCCCCAAAUCAGGUGUUUCCGAAAGACUCAUAUUUCAAGAGGUACAUAUACAGAUAUGCACACACAUCAAAAACACUGUGCACAACCUGCAGAAGAAUAGCUGUGGCGAUGGCGUCACCACCACGGCGCAUGUUCUAGCUCAAUCAGGCCCUUGUGGGAAAACUCAUGGAUGGCAGUGGAAAUCCUACCUCUGUUCCUGCUGUGCUUUUUAUUCUUAAAAUCCAGUAAUGACCAAGACUCAUUCCAGGGGAAAAUGCUGUGUCGGAAAAGAUUUUUCCAGAGGAGAACUUGUUGGGACCCACCCCAAAAGUGGUAAGACUUUCAAGUCGACUAGACCAAGCACUGCUCAUUAAAGUGACAUGAAGGCGAGGCAUGCUGUUAUUGGACCAACUUGGGCACACAGAGGUCCUCUGUGUGGGCGAAUUCCCUGUCCUGGUGUGUUUUAUAGCUGAGUGUCAUGUGUCUGGCCAGCCUUGGUGUGAGGUGGGGGGACACGUGUGGUGUCCUCAGUCAGUUGCCCCCACCCCCAAUCCGGAGAGAAAGAUCCACCAGGUAUCGUGGAGUCUCAUCUGCUGGGAAACCCAAUGUGGUUGUGCUGUGGUUUUGAGGGUACAUGAUGUCUGGCAGGGCCAGCAGUUCUGAGACAUGGGUUGCCCUGCCGGGAGCCCUGGCACAUAGGUUCAUUAGGUCACAUCUGCUCACGUUUGGGGAGGAAAAGGAGAUUUCAGCAUUGAGGAACCCUCUGUCCCUCUCUAGGAACUACUGAGCAGCAGCUUCUCUGAGAAGCGAGACAGGAAAGCCUCCCAAAAGUGUUUACAGAUGCUGCCUCCUGUGUCUCUGAGGCUCUUCCUAGCAGGCAGGACGGCAUGUGGUCCCACCUGGCUCUGGGGUGCAGCUCUGCAGGUCAUGUUGCCACUGGCUCUGGGCUUGAAUGGAGGGACUCCUGAUUGUCAGCUGACAAGACAGGAUCAUGCAAUAUUUUGAAGAGAGAAAAGAGGCUUGGUUGGGUUUAAUUCAGGGGUCAGCAAAUGAUGAUGUACGGCCACAAGCACUAAGAUUGUUUUUUUACCUUUUUAAGAAGGGUUGUCAAAAAAUUAACAGUGACAGAGACGUGUAGCCUGCAAAGCCUCAGAUAUUCUACAAUCAGGCCCUUUAUAGAAAACAUUUGCGGGAAUUCCCAUCGCAGCUCAGUGGAAACAAAUCUGACCAGUAUCCAUAAGGCUGCAGGUUUGAUCCCUGGCCUUGCUCAGUGGGUUAGGGAUCUGGUGUUGCUGUGAGCUGUGGUGUAGGUUGCAGAUGGGGCUCGGGUCCUGCGUUGCUGUGGCUGUGGCAUAGGCCAGUGGCUACAGCUCCAAUUCGACCCCUAGCCUGGAAACUUCCACAUGCCGCAGAUGUGGCCCUAAAAAGACCAAGAAAAAGAAAAGAAAAUAUUUGCUGAGCCCUGAUUUUACAUGACAACACAGGGCCUCCAGGAAGAAACUGGGCAAGUUGGAAGCCUCCUUGCCUCUUUGACACCUCAGGCCAAACCCUUCCUUCCUCCCCACCUGGUCUUGCCCACCGACCUCUCGCAUGUCUCUGGCAGCCAAGGGUGUACAUCAGGGGCCCCUGCUAGCUGAAGCUGGAUUAAUUCAGUGAAACUAGAAAGGCUUCAAGGGCCAGCCAGUUUCCAAAAGUGGAUAAAUGAGUUUCUGUCUUACAUUGGUCAGAACUGGGCCCCCACGAGCAGCUCAGGAAGGAUCCCCAGAAACACGGCUCGUACCUUUUCCACCUAGAGGGGAGAGUUUUUGCAAACACCCUCUCUCCAGAAACUUUCCCUGACCUUUUUUUUUUUUUUUUUUAAAGUAUGUGUUAUUUUACUUUAUAGGAAUUUGUUUUCCCACCACCGUCAAUUGAAAUCACCUUGAAAGGUGAUUAUCCACUUAUUCCUGAAAACCCAUUUGGGUUUCCUCUCUCUCUCAGCCAACAAGAGCAUCGUCUCAAAAAAGUAUAUCAGGUUCAGUGUUUUGCCAAAUUAAGUUUCAUGUGGUAGAUCAGUUUAGGUGUCAAAAUAAUCCUUUAGAUGAUGACAGGCUUACAAAAUUGGGUUUUUUUUUAACCAUGCCUGUGUGGGAUACAUUUUUGAAAACCAUAAUUUCUCUUAUCCAGUUAAAGGGUGGGAGGAGGAUUAUGAAUAUGAGUGGGUCUUGGGCUUUUGGCACACUUAGCCAUUCGUUUUUCAGAAGAUAGUAUAUCAACAUCUAAACAGCCCAGGGCCCAAGGCCCCAUCAUCGGAGCAAAAUGCAGCAUUCUUGAUGGAUAAUACUCUCUAGCCUGGAGAAAAGGAUGAAGGUUUUUCUCCAAGACCCAGAUCAGCCGCGUAUAAACACGCAGCAGAUGGCUAUUUUAAAUGUUAAACCAGCAAGACAAGAGCAUUCUGCCAGGCUUGGGGGCACCUUGGCAAAGACUGAUCCAUACUGGUCUCUGAAAAGAGUCUGUAUCAUAAGCUAUGCCGUAUCUUGACCAGUGCUUCAUCUGCAAGCUUAGCAGACGAGCCAGAUUCCAAAUAUGCUGUGAAAGUCAUGAAUUUCAGUGACUGCCAUCUUCAUGGAAUGACUUUGUUGAAUUAGGCGAGAACAAAAACUUUCUACAUCAGCUUGAUACCCUGUGAAUUCGACUGUAUUUCCUCUUCCACCUCACCUUUCCCUCCCUUUCACUCUGAUUUUCACCACCUGCCAAAAUUAGACCCAACUUGUCUACGCCUUCCUCUUGCACUAAUACAGAGAGGUCUUCUAGUCAUGUUUCAAUCUCAGAGAGAGGAGAAACCGUGCUGCCCUCUCAUCAUGACUUGACCAUGCCAGUUUCCAUUUCUUUGCUACUUCAGGGCCUUGGAGCAAUGUAUGUCAUUGCACGAACUUCUUAAGAACAAGGCUAUUGGAGUUCACAUUGUGGUUCAGCAGUAAUGAACCUGACCAGUAUCCAUGAGGAUGCGGGUUCGAUCCCUCGAUCAGUGGGUUAAGAAUCCAGCCUUGCUAUGAGCUGUGGUAUAGGUUGCAGACGAGGCUCAGAUCCUGCGUUGCUGUGGCUGUGGCAUAGGCCAGCAGCUGAAGCUCUGGUUCAGUCCUAGCCUGGGAACUUCCAUAUGCCACAUGUAUGGCCCUAAAAUGCAAAAAAAAAAAAAAAAAAAAAAGAAAGAAAGAAAGAACAAGGCUCUUGUUCUCGGCCCUCCCUGCCCCCUUGGUCCCAGUGCAAGCACUUCUGCUGACCUCUGGGCUGCCAAACAGCUCUCUGCUGGGUAGGGGCAGACAACCAGUUGCUUGUGCCCAGUGCUCACAGGUAGCUACACUGGCCAAUUCCCUUCGGCCCCAUCUCUCCAGCCAAAAAGCAUCCCAGCCCUUUCUAAAACCUUUUCCCUCCUGGAUAAGCCCAGAGGAUGCCUAGGAUGGAGCCGGAGCUGCCUUAGAAUUGACAUUGUCAGGUCAACCCUAUACAUCAGCACUCUACUCAGGCCCCAUACCAGAAGGUUGAGGGAUCCCCUGUUUCUGGGUCCACUGCUCCUUAGAGUAAAUGCUGUCCUUUAGUCGAGAUCAUGUAAGUAGUCAGGGUGCCCGAAGAGCAACCUGGUAUGUGUUGGCCAGAAAUGUUUGGCCCCAGACCCACACAACGCACUGAGGGCAACCCUUUCUCCUCUGGCAGGGGAGCUAGGUCUGUGACAUCUGGACAGCACCGUGCAGUGUUACCUCCUGUCCCGCCUUGGGUCUUGCUGCCACGGCAUGCCACACUGAAGUAGUUAUGGACUUCUGCGCCCAGCUACUUGGUUUCUUCAUUGUCUGCUCUGCAGUUGAAUAUAUAUCUAUAUUCCUGUCACUCAAGCAUCAUGUGCAUUCCUGGCUCAUCCACACGCAUACUGUGUCACCUGAACUGUGAUGCAGGUCACCUGGAACAGUCUGGAGCGAUACUGUGCGGUGCUGCCCUCCGUGGAUCUGGACGUGACCGCCUCAUUUUUGUCUUGCAGCAGGUGUGUGGCCCUGGCUGGUCUCUUGGCAGGAGUCUUUAGAACCGGACCGCCGUGCUCUGCUGUCCGUUCUGCCGGCCGCGCUGCCUGAGAAGGUGGCUGCUUCCUCCCUCCUCCCAGACACUGUAAUUAUCGUUUUACAAUCGAGUGCCUUAAUAAUAGUUUACAAAUACUGUGUAUUUAUGGGAAACCGUUGAGCUCUCACCUUCUGAGAUUGGAUACUUUGCCUUGUUGGCACCAGGGCUGGAGCUUGCCCUGCCCUGCGCUUGUGCUUAUCUGCUGUGAGGCCUCACACAUGUGCCCACAACCAGGCCAGGAGCAUCGCUAGAAACAGUGCUGGCAGUUCCUGCAGGUGAGGCAGGCACUGGCUCAGCCCAUGUGUCCCGUCAGGUAGUAGUGAGGAAAGGACUGAAUUGGUUGGCUGGCCAGCUGCAGGGUGGUGUAGCCCAGGCCCCCUCUGCAUCGCAGCCCAGCCCCUCCCCUGUCCCUGCCCCCAUCUCACAGUUGUCCUCUUGUUUUUAUUACUACCUAGGCCACCCUGUUUUCCUCUCUGUUGGUGUCCUGAGCUCUUUGCAACAAAAUGCAAGUUCAGACCGCACCCCUCCCCCCACCACAAAUCAGGAACUCCACAAGUAGGGCUGCCCUUUGGUUUCCAGAAGCUGCCAGCGGGUUCCAGUGUGUUGCAUUAUGAUAUCCAUGAUUUUUUAUUAUAUUUUUUUCUUCUUGUUUCUUUUUAUAUUAUAUAUUUAAAGGCAGUAUCUUUUGUACUGUGAAUCUGCAGUAGAUGAGGCAUAAUGCACUUUUUUUUUUUACUUCUGUUGGUGUGUACUGUAUAUAGUCUGUGUGCUUCUUGUGAUGACAAUAAACUCUUUCUUUAUAAA